AUACUAUAUACUGUUGUCUCUAUUAUAUUUACAAGCUAUUGUGAAUGGACAUCCAGACAGCUGAACAACCAGGCAGGAAUGUCAAUACUAUAUACUGUUGUCUCUAUUAUAUUUACAAGCUAUUGUGAAUGGACGUCCAGACAGCUAAACAACCAGACAGGAAUGUCAAUACUAUAUACUGUUGUCUCUAUUAUAUUUACAAACUAUUGUGAAUGGACGUCCAGACCACUAAACAACCAGACAGGAAUGUCAAUACUAUAUACUGUUGUCUCUAUUAUAUUUACAAGCUAUUGUGAAUGGACGUCCAGACAGCUGAACAACCAGGCAGGAAUGUCAAUACUAUAUACUGUUGUCUCUAUCAUAUUUACAAGGUAUUGUGAAUGGACAUCCAGACAGCUAAACAACCAGGCAGGAAUGUCAAUACUAUAUACUGUUGUCUCUAUUAUAUUUACAAGCUAUUGU
This is a messenger RNA of Lottia gigantea (owl limpet), 462 nucleotides long. RefSeq lists its product as hypothetical. The transcript has a single exon. The record is from RefSeq and is a predicted model, not a curated record. The annotation marks the transcript as partial. Lineage: Eukaryota; Metazoa; Mollusca; Gastropoda; Lottiidae.